This is a messenger RNA of Cetraspora pellucida, 135 nucleotides long. The record is from the annotation of a GenBank genome assembly. NCBI's taxonomy places the organism in Eukaryota, Fungi, Glomeromycota, Glomeromycetes, Diversisporales, Gigasporaceae.
UGUUAAGUAUUGGAUGUAACCAUUUAGUUUUGGCACUUAAGUUUGAGUCAAAGUUUGUAGAUGCAGGGUGGUAUUUGAAGGAUUCUUCAAAAAAUUUAGCUGACAGAUUUUUGACAUUGUGUUCAGUAUUGUUUG